AUGGCAGAUAAAAAUAUUAUUUUGUUUUUGGGUUACCAACUUUUUAUUAAAAAUAAAAAAAAUAUUAAUAGAAAGAUGUGGGUACAUCCUUUAAAUAGUACACGUCCUUCUGAAGGAAUCGAUACUAACAUGAGAAAAAGUAUUACUCCAGCUGAAAAGUUAGCAGUACCAUUAAGAUACUUAGGAACAGGAUGUACAUUUAUAGAUUUGCACUACACGUUCAAACUAGGCGCUUCAACUGUAGGGAAUAUUGUAAGAGAAGUAUGUAUUGCAGUUUGGGAGGAAUUAGCUCACAUUGAAAAGCCAUCUUUGACGGAACAACUAUGGAAAAAUACAGCUGAAAUGUUCGAGCAGAGUGCCAAUUUUCCUCAUUGCUUAGGAGCAGUUGAUGGGAAACAUAUUAGAAUUAUAAAACCAACAGGAACAGGAAGUCAACAUUUUAAUUACAAACAUUAUUUUUCAAUAGUGCUAUUAGCGGUUGUUGAUGCAAAUUAUAAAUUUUUGUACAUCGAUGUCGGAUCUUUUGGGAAGGACUCCGAUUCAACCAUCUUUAAGAAAUCUACUUUAUGGAAUAUUUUAACAAGAAAUGAAUUGAAUAUCCCUAAAGCAUGUCCAAUAACAAUUACUAAUAUUGUUGCAAAUUACGUAUUUGUUGGUGAUGAAGCAUUUGGUCUUUCUGAACAUGUUCUACGUCCUUAUGGUGGAAGGAACUUAACAAAUAAAAAACGCAUAUUUAAUUAUCGUUUAUCUCGUGCUCGUAGGUACGUGGAAUGUGCUUUCGGUAUAUUGUCCAAUAAAUGGAGAAUCUUUCAUCGGCCAUUGAAUGUUAAUACUGAAUUGGCAGUAAAUAUCACUAACGCGUGUUGUGUUUUGCACAAUUUUGUACGUGAAAGAAAUGGAAUCGAUUUUAAAGAUUCCCUUACAGUGGAAGGUUUUGAGGAAAUAAAUCCAGUAAUUGUUGAUCGUGGAGGAAGAACAGCUAUUGAUAUGAGGAAUAUAUAUGCUGAUUAUUUUUAUUCAGAAGGAGCAGUUUCAUGGCAACAUGAUAAGUAG
Macrosiphum euphorbiae (potato aphid) is the source of this 1053-nucleotide messenger RNA. Lineage: Eukaryota; Metazoa; Arthropoda; Insecta; Hemiptera; Aphididae. The record is from the annotation of a GenBank genome assembly.